ACACACAAUCAACUGUAUAAAACCGAUUUCUAUAAAACCGGCUUCUAUAAAUUCGUCCUAAUUUCGUAGUGUAGACAUACCCUCAGUGAGCAAAGGGGAACAGUUUAGAAAUAUAAUUUGUAAUGUUUAACUCUGAUCACUAGGAAACAGUAGCUGAUAAUUGAAAUAAUUGAUAAUGGAUAGUUGGUUGGAAAAUAUUCAUCAAUGUACUUUAUUUCAUUUUUACCACCUACCCUACCACAGCAGUCUCAUCCAGCGUGUCAGCCUUGUUAACAGCAAAAUAUAUCUGUCCAAACUGUGACAGUAUGUUUAACAAAUUUCCACUUCAGAAAUUUGUCUGUGGACAGACUCAGUCAUGGAUACAACACAGAAGCAGACUGAAGUGAAAAAGGAAACCUAGAACUUUGGGCGCUGCAGAGGAAAACCUGGUUUAAUGUUUGUUUAAAAAUAGUUGUAUAUGGAGUACUUAGUGACUAGGAAGAAGAGAAACUACUUCCAAGGUGAAGUAAUUAUGAAACGAGAUGUUGGUCCAAUAAAAGAUGUUACUUCACCCACCUUGUCUCUCUAAUAUCCUGGUUCCGACACAGUUACAGCUACACCGCAUACAACAAAUUGCAUUGGCAGUUUGUUUGAAUGAGAGAGAUCACAGAGAAAAAGAUUUUAAUAGGAGUUCUAAGAAAUUCAAGAUGGACUUCAUUGGCACCAAAAGAAGGUGCUAAGGAAGUAUCUUAGUAUAGUGGAACUUAAUUUGUCUAUUUCUUGCAAUAAAUUGAGAGAGAUACUAUAAUCAGUCUGACUAGUAAGUAUUGGCUAAUGUUAGGUGGGAUCAUUCUUUGCAUGAUCCCUUGGUCUGUGUAAAGGAAAACUAAAAAAAAAAUCAUUAGUUCCUUGGCUAGUCAGCAGCUAGCUUCAUAACUUUGCACAAGGUUUCCAUAAGUAUUUGGUUUAGCCUUUAUCUAUACUGAAAGGGAAAAAUCCUUAAGUAUCCUGGAUACUGUAAACUAUUUGUAAAAUCUCACUGUGAAAUAUUAGUAAACACUGUGCCUCUAGUACUCUGGUCUAAUUUAAUUAGAAAAUUUUACUUAUUAAAAAGUUACAGUUUAGUGUUGCACCCUCACUAAUAGCUCAUGUAUGAGCAAAGCCUCAUAACUUGUAACUGUCUGAGAUUUUUAAUUUAAAAAAGUUAAUCACCUUAUUGCUUUUUGUUAUAAGUAGGUGUCAAAGUGACCUGUUGGAGUGGAGUCUUGUUUUACAGUUCUGAGUUUUUCUCCCUUGUUCUAGAUUGGAAUGUUGACCAUGACCACUGACAACGAAGAGGCUCCAGAGGCUAAGUCCCGUGAAGACUUGAUAAAAAAUCACUAUAUGGCAAGGAUAGUAGAACUUACGUCUCUUCUACAGCUGGCUGACAGCAAGUCAGUACAUUUUCAUGCUGAGUGCCGAGCGCUUGCCAAAAGAUUAUCAUUAGCUGAGAAGUCUAAGGAAUCACUAGUGGAGGAGAUGAAAUUAGCUAGUCAAAGCAUCAGUAGAUUACAGAUUGAUGUCAAACUGAUGAUGUACAUCUGAAACGGCCUUACAUUGAUCUUUGGCAUUCACUGCAACAAGAUAAGAUUUUUAAAUAAAAUUCUGUUUGACUUAGUGCAGUCACUACUGCUUGAAGAUCACAUCACACAUAAAAGGAGAACAAUAUGGUGAUAUUGUCAACUAGCUGCCCAUUUAGUGUUCUUUGACUUAUGGCUAGUGGACUGCCAUUUUGCCAUCCCUUGGAGUAAUGAUUACAAUGGUAGACUUUUAUUAGUAGCUCUUAAAGUACUUGACUUCUGAUGCAAAAAUUUUUUAAAUUGCUAGUACUAUGCCUAACCUUCAUAAACAAGACCAGCAUGAUCGAAAUUAUCCACAAAUUCUCCAGUGACUUAAUGAAUCCCUGUAUGAUUUCAAGGUAUUAAUGAUGUGACAUGAUUGUGCAGCCCAGACUCCCAUACAAAUAGUUCCCUUGAAGUCAGUGAGCAUACUAAGCAUGAGAAAGGAUCUGAUCCUGCAGCCCUUAAUCUUUAGCUGUUACUUUUCUUAAGUAUUCAGAUACCACACUGAAGACUUUGUAUAUACAGAUAUUUAAUAGUACUGUCCUUUUGGGCCCAGUUCUGUCUACCCAUGUUCUUAAUGGAGGUUUUGGAUCACCUAUUUGAGUUUAAGACCAGGAUUUAUGUAGUGUUUUUCUGAACUCUUUUAAUUGUGAAGUGCUUGUAUGAUGAAAUUUGACAAUUUCUCUGGUGGCAAAUAGGCAUAAUUAUAAAAUUGAAUUCCUUCUAAAACAGUGCACCCUCUUUAUAUAUCUGUAAAGAUCCAUAUAUCUCCCCAAAAAACCUCUCUCAAACUAUUCAUCCAAAAUUAUAUAACAAAUUGUUUUCUUUCCUUUUUUUAAAAAAAAGCAUACUGGCUGGAACACUUAUUUUUAAACACAUAGUCCUGAAUGUUAAACAGAACUUAAUAAAUAAAAACAAUUGCAUCUGGGCUGAAAACUGGGUUUUAGCCUCAGUGAUUUUUGUCGCAUGUUGUUAAACCCUUAGUUAGAUGAUGAUUUAUAAAAUAGUGUAAUAAAAUAAGUUUUGGGAGGUGAUAGUGAGGGAAAGGGGGGGAUGAAGUUUUAAAGAUAAAUAGGAAAACUACCGAGACUUUUUUUCAUUUAAAUUUUUGCAUAGUUGCUUUUCUCCAUAAUGAAAUUGCUUAAGUGCACACGUUUGGUCAACCUAGCAGCUUUGUUGGACAACUUGAAUGUCUGCAUGAACAAUGUACUACUGUAAUAUUAGGCAAAGCUGAAAGCUACUGUUCAUUCACUCCUUAGGAUGAGUUGACAACCACUAAAAGAAGCUAUGAAGAUCAGCUAAGUAUGAUGAGUGACCAUCUGUGCAGCAUGAAUGAAACCUUAUCUAAACAAAGGGAAGAAAUUGAUACACUGAAAAUGAGUAAGGUAGGUUA
Molecule: messenger RNA, 2973 nt
Organism: Chrysemys picta bellii (western painted turtle)
Lineage: Eukaryota; Metazoa; Chordata; Testudines; Emydidae
Source: RefSeq, a predicted model, not a curated record